CUUAGAAGCUUCGCUUCCAGAACGGUGGGCAAACAUCACUGUUAUUUUAUUGCUAGGCAACUCUUUAUACGUUAUUUUGGAACCGUAGCAGCAAAAAUAGAGGUGCUUAGCUAACGUCAACGUUGCAAACGUGUCUGGAGGGAAUUCCGUGAAGUUCAAAUCCGAGCUAUCCAAACGCCAACUGGGUGAUUAUCGUUGUGAACCCCGGUGUCAGGGUCAGUCUCUAUUAUCCGUCUCCAAGAUUAUCUGGGCGGCUGAGUUACGUUACGAUGAAGUCAGAGGCGGAUUAGUGACAUGUGUAAAGAGAAAGAAGAAAACUGAGAUGCUGCAGUGUGUUUUAGCUGCACCGACUCGAAUCCCGUAUCCUUUAUCAUGUCUGAGAUGAUGAGUUAUUUGGAGGCAACCUGAAGAUGGUAGGUUCCUCAUCUGGGCGCGUUUAGAGUGAAGAUUUGUAUGUUUUUUUUCUUGCUAAGUUUUUCCUCGAUGCUCCUUAACGCGUCUGAUGAUGCACCAACGACAACGGGCAGCAUUUGGACCCAUCACAUCUGUUAAGUCUGCCAGAUGUUGAUCUCCUUCAUGGAAACACUGCAUUUAUUCAAGAUCUGCGCGUUUGAUGCUUAUGUUCAUAUCUUAAACCUCACGUAGAUUUAAAUCACGGUCAAGUGGCUGCUCAGUGUGCAGAACAAAUAUCCAGAAGAUAAAGCAAGACUUUGAAAAUUGAUGGUUUACAGUGUUGAAACCUGAAGAUGCUCCAACCAGGCAACUAUUCCCUGGUACUGAUGGUCCAGCUGACACUGUUGGCCUAUGACCUCUUCGUCAAUUCCUUCAGUGAACUCCUGAGAGGUACUGCUGUCAUCCAACUGGUGCUUUUCAUUAUCCAGGACACAGCCAUCUUGUUCAACAUGAUCAUCAUCUUGUUGAUGAUGUUCAGCACCUACGUGUUUCAAGUCGGCCUGGUGUCCCUGCUGCUGGAGAGGUUCAAGGCUCUGCUGCUGAUCUCUGCCCUUUACCUGACCCUCAGCAUCUGCUUCCACUGCUGGGUGCUGAAUCUGAGAUGGUUGGAGUCAAACCGCUUUGUUUGGACAGAUGGCCUUCAAGUUCUCUUCGUCUUCCAGAGAAUAGCAGCAGUUGCGUACUAUUACUUGUACAAACAAACAGCUGAACAAUUAGGAGACCCGAGGCUUUAUGAGGACUCUCUCUGGCUGCGCGACAUCUUCACCAGAGGACACCAAUGAAGAAGCACCAGGAGUAAAAUCUUAAAAGAUUUUUGAGAACAUUCAGUACAUUCUUGGAAAACUUGUUUUUGCUCACACUAUUUAGUGCUUAGGCUAGUGAAACUAAGUAAAGGACAGAAAGAAAUUUCAGCCACAGUUUAAUAGGUCUUUUCCAACCUUCCUGCCCGUUCAGUGGAUUUCAGCAACACGGAGGCCCUACAUAGCCCAUGUAGUAGUCUUAAUCCGAACUGUGUUCAUUGAUGUGGCCUUGAAAGUCAGUGUGAUGUGCAGCACACUGGAAUAGACUUUUCAGAAAAAGAAAAGUUGUCAGAGCCAAAGAUGAACUUUUCUGGCUUUUUAUUUUUUUACACAUUUAAUGCAGUGGUGGAGAAAAUGUGCUAGAGUUCUAUUGUACAUAUUGCUAUUUGUCUUAACAGAAACCAUUUUUUUUGCCUGGUACAUGUUUACAUGGUUAAUAUUUUAAUACAAUUUACUGCUUUUG
Molecule: messenger RNA, 1716 nt
Organism: Thalassophryne amazonica
Lineage: Eukaryota; Metazoa; Chordata; Actinopteri; Batrachoidiformes; Batrachoididae
Gene: tmem138
Product: transmembrane protein 138
Exons: 4
Coding region: 747-1235 (162 amino acids)
Cellular component (GO): cilium
Source: RefSeq, a predicted model, not a curated record